GCCGCGCGGCUAAGGCGACGCUAGUUCACACACGACAGCUCUCUACACCGCUCGCUUCCCGCGAUGACGAUCACGAAGAAGGACUCGGCUUCCAAGGGGAAGUCGAAGGCAACGAUAACGAAAACGAGCAAAGAGAUCGCCUCCACAUCGUCCAAGAUCGCCGAGACGAAGAAGCAGGCCUUCACGACCGUGGUGAAGUCCUCCUCUUCGUCCUCCGUCUCCAGAUCCAAGCACCUCUCGUCGACGAGCGGCAGCUCCACGACGGUACAGAAGUCCUCCAGCGGCGGAAAUGCGAUCGAGUCGGCGGUCAACGGGACGGUGCUGGUGGCCAACGGAAAUGUCUCCUCCGAGCUGGCUCUGGCCUCGGGCUCCUCGACCAGCGAAGUCGUCGAAUCAGUCAGCGAGUCCACGCAAGUCAGCCAAUCCAGCAGCAAGAAAGAGUCGUUUUCCAGCAGCUCGAGGACUGUGGUGAUGGACAGCAGCGGAAAUGUCAUCUCCGUCAUAGAGGAAUCCGACGGCGGUUCGUCCCGCCAGGGUGACAGGCAAAAAGCUCUGUCCCAAGCGACGAAACAGCUCAAAGAUGGCCAGAGGAUAGUUGUAAUUGGCGGAUCGACCACGGAACAACUCGUGCAGACUGGUGGCGAACAGAUAGUCUCCGAAGUGAUCCAACAGUCGUCGAGUUCGCACGUGGCGUCCAGCAAAUCGUCCACGGUCGUCGAGGAAGUGUCGUCCUCGACAGUCAUUGAAGGACGCCAAAGUAGUGUUUCAGAAGAGUCUUUCACAGGCCGACAGAUCACUGGCCAAACUAUUGCCUCAGAACAGAUACAGCAGUCAAUGUCUACAUCAAAACAAGAAUCGUCCUCCCUCAGUCAGUCCUCGAGCGUCCAGAAUGUGUCCUCCAGCAGUGAUGUGCGAGACGGACGCUCUCAGAUGAUACUGGACAGCUCUGCAUUACAAAGCGGCCGUCAGAUCGCAUUGUCCGAUCGCGGUCGUUCAGAUAUUAUCCAGCACUCCUCCUCGACAUCCUCCGUCAGCAAGCAGUCGUCAGCUGUCGAGAUGUCCUCCAGCACCAGUGUGGUGCAAGAAGGCCGUGAACAAAUAUCGGUCAGUGAAUCGUCUGUGCGCGAUGCCAAGCAAAUGACGGCUCUAUCGGAAACCGUACAGCAACAGACCAAGUCUUCCACCAGCAUUCAGCAGUCGUCAGUAGUCGAAGAUGUGUCCGUGAGCACCAGUGUUCAGGAGAGAAUUGGGCGCACGACAGCUUCGGAGGUGACGAGCACACAACAGGUGGUGGCCGGCGAGACACGCGUCGUGCAAGAAGCGUUGAGCCAGCAACAGCUGAGUUCCACCGUCAAAGAGGCAACCACCAGUAGCAGCACCUCCAGCCGCACACAGACGCAGAAGGAGGUUUCCGAAAAGAAGACGCUCGCCGUCAAGGAUAAAAAGACUGAGGCCUGGAUCAACCCGUGCAAGGAGCAGUGCAUCUGCGAGAUCUGCACAUGCGGGCGGCACCGAUGCCUGAACCGGCCGGUGACGGACGACGGGCCGCCGCUGGCGCUGGAGCCGGGCGCCGAGGUGCCCCGCGCGUCGCACCUGCACGCAGACUUCCCGGCCUACCCGCCGGGCGCCGCGCAGCGCCCGCGCCCCGUGCGCCUCCACACGCAGCUCGAGCUGCCCGACGGCUCCAUCACCGCCGUCUCCUCCUACCGCCACGACUACGACGAGAAGCACGCCGAGAGGCAGCACAGGUACACAUACGAGGACCACCUGCAUCUCGAUGGGCAGUUCGAAGGUCAAAGUCACCUUCACGAAGAGUUCCGCGCAGUGCGUGGUGAACGUGCUCCAGUUGUGAAGCAUGGUGACCAUUUGCGUCUGGAGGGAGAGUUUCAAGGUCAGAGCCAUCUCAGAGAAGAGUUCAAACCCGUUCGUGGUGAGCGUGCUCCAGUGGUGAAACAUGGUGACCAUCUGCGUCUGGAGGGGGAGUUCCAAGGACAAAGUCAUCUGCACGAAGAGUUCAAAGAAGUCCGUGGAGAACGCGCUGAAGUUGUGCGUCACUCUGACAACCUGAGGCUCGAAGGCGAAUUCCAGGGACAUAGCCACCUAAGGGAGGAGUUUCGUGAGGUUCGGGGCGAACGUGCUCCGGUAGUCAAGCAUGGAGAUCACCUUCGCCUCGAGGGAGACUUCCAGGGACAAAGCCAUAUCCACGAAGAGUUCAAGCAAGUUCGCGGGGAGCGAGCGGAGGUGGUGCGUAGAACUGACAACCUAAGACUCGAAGGCGACUUCCAGGGACAGAGCCACAUAAGGGAAGACUUCCGCGAGGUGAGAGGCGAAAGAGCAGAUGUCGUCCGCCACUCUGACAACCUGAGGCUAGAAGGAGAAUUCCAAGGCCAGAGCCAUCUACGUGAGGAGUACACAGUUACAAAAGGAGAAAGGGCUCUUGUCAGAAAGCCUGAGGACAACCUGCGUCCUGAAGGCGAAUUUAGUCCGGAGAAGAGAGACGACUAUGGGGCAACUAGAGGAGAAAGGGCUCCAGUAAAGAAACCACAAGACAAUCUAAGACCUGAGGGAGACUUUGCCAAACGUGAGCCUGUACAAGUUGGACCUGGAGAUAGAGCUCCAAUAAAGAAACCACAGGACAAUCUGAGACCUGAGGGCGACUUUGCCAAACGUGAACCUGUUCAAGUUGGACCUGGUGACAGAGCUGCAAUAAAGAAACCACAAGACAACCUGAAACCAGAGGGAGAGUUUGCCAAACGCGAACCUGUACAAGUUGGACCUGGAGACCGAGCUCCAAUAAAGAAGCCACAAGAUAAUCUGAAACCAGAGGGAGAGUUUGCCAAACGUGAACCUGUACAAGUUGGACCUGGAGACAGGGCACCAAUUAAGAAACCACAGGACAAUCUGAAACCAGAGGGAGAGUUUGCCAAACGCGAACCAGCACAAGUUGGGCCUGGAGACCGAGCUCCAAUAAAGAAGCCACAAGAUAAUCUGAGACCUGAGGGAGACUUUGCCAAACGUGAACCUGUUCAAGUUGGACCUGGAGACCGAGCUCCAAUAAAGAAGCCACAAGAUAAUCUGAAACCAGAGGGAGAGUUUGCCAAACGUGAACCUGUACAAGUUGGACCUGGAGACAGGGCACCAAUUAAGAAACCACAGGACAAUCUGAAACCAGAAGGAGAAUUUGCCAAACGUGAACCUGUACAAGUUGGACCAGGAGAAAGGGCUCCAGUCAAGAAACCUCAAGACAAUCUAAGACCAGAGGGUGAAUUUGCGAAACGAGAGCCCUCUGACGUAAGGCCAGGAGAACGUGCUGACGUAGUUAAGCACCCAGAUAACCUAAAACUUGAAGGUGAUUUCGACAGGCCUGAUGGAGUGCUGUACAGGCCAGGAGACAGAGCUCCCAUCGUUAAACAUCCGGAUAACCUGCGACUGGAAGGAGACUUCGACCGUCCAGAAAAAGCGAAAUUCGGUCCUGGAGAAAGGGCUGACGUAAAACGGCCUCAAGACAAUUUAAGACCUGAGGGUGAAUUCACGGGUAGGAAAAGAGACGAUUAUACUCCGACUAAAGGAGAUAGGAUGCCAGUCAAAAAGCCAGAAGACAACCUAAAGCCAGAGGGUGACUUCACUGGUACAAAACGAGACGAUUACACACCAACUAAGGGAGAAAGGAUGCCUGUCAAAAAGCCAGAAGACAAUCUAAAGCCAGAGGGUGAAUUUCUAGGAAGAAAGAGGGACGAAUUCAGUCCAACUAAAGGAGAGAGAGCACCUGUGAAAAAACCACAAGAUAACCUGAAACCAGAAGGCGAUUUUACUGGAAAGAAACGUGACGACUUCACAGCGACAAAAGGCGAAAGGGCGCCUACUAAGAAACCGGAGGAUAACUUAAAACCUGAAGGUGAUUUUGUAGGUGAGAGAAGAAAUGAAUACACAGUGGUUAAAGGUGACCGAGCUGUGGUGCGUAAGCCGUCGGAUAAUUUGAAACCUGAAGGUGAAUUCACAGUGGAAAGACGGAACGAGUACACCGCUGUGAGGGGCGAACGAGCUGAAGUGCGCCGACAUGAGGACCACUUGAAGAUGGAGGGGGAGUUUAUCGGCCAGACCACUUUACACGAAGAGUUCCAGGUCGUUCGUGGAGAAAGAGCCGAAGUAAAACGUCAUGAAGACCAUCUCAGAACGGAAGGUGAUUUUACAUCCGAGACUACGGCCCGCAGCGAAUUCACUGGAGAACGUACGGAGCGACCGAGGCUCAUCCGGCGCAACACGUGGACGAAACUGGAGGGCGAGAUGAUCACCGAGACGACGGCUCGCGCCGAGUACCAGCAGCACGACGUGGUCGAGAGGACGACGGCCGUGCGCAGGCGCAGUGACAACCUCACCGUUGGAGGAGGACAAUUUGAGGGGACCUCCCAACAAAAAGAAGACUUCAAACCGCUAACGUUUGAAAGGCCCGUUAUAAAAAGACAUCAAGACAAUCUGUUAGUCGAAGGAGAUAUGUCAUUCGAAUCAUCUACUCAGGUAGACUUUACCGAGAAGGUGGGUCGUAGAGAGAGCCCAACACGCAGAAGGACAUGGACAAAACAGGAUGGGGAACGAUUCUUCGAAACAACAAGUGGGUCUGAAUUUAAAAAACAAGUGAUCACCGAAGCUAGACAAGUACAAAAACAUCACAAAGACAAUUUGAUACUAGAAGGAACGUUCAGCGGCACCCCUGUGAGUAGAGAUGACUACAAAGUUACACGAGGAGAGCGAGCUGACGUAAAGAGACCAGAAGACAAUCUUCGGCCAGAAGGAACUUUUGACGGUACUCCAAGAUCACGAGACGAUUACAAACCAGGAAAAGGUGAGAGGGCGAAGGUAAAGAAACCAAAAGACAACUUAAAAACAGAGGGAACAUUUGAAGGCACCCCACGGUCAAAGGACGAUUAUAAGCCAACAACUGGUGAAAGAGAAGAGGUACGAAAACCUAAGGACAACCUAAAACCUGAGGGAAAAUUUGAAGGAACUCCAAGGUCCAGAGACGACUACCACCCAACCAAAGGGGACAGAGCUGAAGUGAAAAAACCAAAGGAUAACCUCAAACCAGAGGGAGAAUUCGACAUGACACCCAGGUCAAAGGAUGAAUUCAAACCCAUGAGGGGAGAGAGAGCCGAUGUUAAAAGACCCAAGGACAAUCUUAGGCCCGAGGGCGACUUUGAACGGCCUGAACCAGAACGCUAUGGGCCUGGGGAACGUCCCUCACCUGUCAGGCAUCCCGACAACCUCAAGCUUGAGGGCGACUUUGAGCGCCCAGUGCCACAGAAGGUAGGUCCUGGCGAGAGAGCCGAAGUGAAGAGGCCAAAGGACAAUCUGCGACCAGAAGGGGAGUUUGAACGGCCAGAGCAUAAGAGGUAUGGCCCUGGUGAGAGGCCUGAAAUCGUGAGACAUCCUGAUAAUUUGAAACUGGAAGGCGAGUUUGAUCGUCCUGAACCAAAGAAAGUUGGUCCUGGGGAGAGGGCUGAAGUUAAGAAGCCUAAGGAUAAUCUUAAACCUGAGGGAGAGUUUGAACGCCCUGAACGGGAAAGGUAUGGGCCUGGAGAGAGACCAACACCUGUCAGGCAUCCUGACAACCUCAAGCUUGAGGGAGACUUUGAGCGCCCAGUGCCACAGAAGGUGGGACCUGGUGAGAGGGCCGAAGUGAAGAAACCAAAGGACAAUCUCCGACCAGAAGGCGAGUUUGACACGUCUCCACGGUCAAGGGACGACUUCAAGCCAACAAGAGGUGAAAGGGCCGAUGUCAAAAAGCCCAAGGACAAUUUACGGCCUGAGGGCGACUUUGAGAGACCAGAGCCAGUGAGGUAUGGUCCAGGAGAACGAGCUACACCAGUGAAACACCCUGACAAUCUGAGGCUGGAGGGCGAUUUCGAAAGGCCUGAGCCACAGAGGGUUGGGCCAGGAGAACGAGCAGAUGUGAAGAAGCCCAAAGACAACUUGCGGCCUGAGGGUGAUUUUGACGGCUCACCUCGUUCCAGAGAUGACUUCAAGCCCACAAGAGGAGAGCGUGCUGAUGUGAAGAGGCCAACCGACAAUCUCAGGCCUGAGGGAGACUUUGAAGGAACUCCGAGAUCCAGAGACGAGUUCAAGCCAACAAGAGGCGAGAGAGCUGAUGUGAAGAAACCUAAAGACAAUCUGCGCCCUGAGGGAGAAUUCGAGAAGCGCCAGCCAACACCAUAUGGUCCAGGGGAGAGAGCUGAACCGGUCAGGCACCCAGACAACUUGAAGCUCGAGGGAGACUUCGAACGACCAACUCCACAGAAGGUAGGACCUGGUGAGCGAGCUCCAGUCAAGAAGCCUGAAGACAACCUGCGACCUGAGGGUGAAUUCGAAGGCACACCACGCUCAAGGGACGACUUCAGGCCAACGAGAGGAGAUCGUGCAGAUGUGCGAAAGCCAACAGACAACCUGAGACCUGAAGGCGAGUUUGAAGGUACUCCACGAUCUAGGGACGACUUCAAGCCAACCAGGGGAGAAAGGGCAGAUGUCAAGAAGCCAAAGGAUAACCUACGUCCUGAGGGAGACUUUGAAAGGCCAGAGCCUGUUAGGUAUGGACCUGGAGAGAGGAUGGAACCUGUCAGGCAUCCUGACAAUUUGAAGCUUGAAGGCGACUUUGAACGGCCAACACCACAGAAGGUUGGUCCUGGAGAGAGGGCAGAGGUCAGAAAGCCCAGAGACAAUCUGAAGAUGGAGGGAGAUUUCGAGGUACCAGAGAAACCACGAUAUGGGCCAGGUGAGCGAGCUCCCAUUCUCAAGCACGAUGACAAUCUGAGGCCAGAAGGAGAGUUUGGAGGACCAAGGUCGCGUGAUGACUACACACCAACAAGGGGUGAGAGAGCACCAGUGGUGAGGCACGCCGAUAACUUGAAGGUAGAAGGUGAUUUUGUCGACUCUCGCACCAGAGACGACUAUCAAGUGGUGAGAGGAGAGCGUCAUGACAUCGUUAAGAGAACAGACAAUCUGAGGGUUGAAGGCACGAUGGAAACACGCCGAUCCAGAGACGAUUAUCAAGCAGUCAACAUUGAGCGAGUUGAGAUCAAGCGCUAUGAGGAUAAUCUUCGGAUGGAAGGAGAGUUCAUUGACACCAGGAGGGAUGACUAUGUGGUGGUAAGAGGAGAACGUGCAGAAGUACGAAGACCACAAGACAAUCUCCGACCUGAGGGUGAAUUUGAGGGCACACCUAGAAAUAGAGAUGACUACAAGCCAACGAGAGGAGAGCGCGCCGAUGUGAAACGACCGACAGACAACCUACGUCCAGAAGGCGAGUUUGAAGGCACUCCACGAUCCAGGGAGGAGUUCAAACCCAUGAGGGGAGAGAGAGCCGAUGUUAAAAGACCCAAGGACAAUCUUAGGCCUGAGGGCGACUUUGAACGGCCUGAACCAGAACGCUAUGGGCCUGGGGAACGUCCCUCACCUGUCAGGCAUCCCGACAACCUCAAGCUUGAGGGCGACUUUGAGCGCCCAGUGCCACAGAAGGUAGGUCCUGGCGAGAGAGCCGAAGUGAAGAGGCCAAAGGACAAUCUGCGACCAGAAGGGGAGUUUGAACGGCCAGAGCAUAAGAGGUAUGGCCCUGGCGAGAGGCCAGAAAUCGUGAGACAUCCUGAUAAUUUGAAACUGGAAGGCGAGUUUGAUCGUCCUGAACCAAAGAAAGUUGGUCCUGGGGAGAGGGCUGAAGUUAAGAAGCCUAAGGAUAAUCUUAAACCUGAGGGAGAGUUUGAACGCCCUGAACGGGAAAGGUAUGGGCCUGGAGAGAGACCAACACCUGUCAGGCAUCCUGACAACCUCAAGCUUGAGGGAGACUUUGAGCGCCCAGUGCCACAGAAGGUGGGACCUGGUGAGAGGGCCGAAGUGAAGAAACCAAAGGACAAUCUCCGACCAGAAGGCGAGUUUGACACGUCUCCACGGUCAAGGGACGACUUCAAGCCAACAAGAGGUGAAAGGGCCGAUGUCAAAAAGCCCAAGGACAAUUUACGGCCUGAGGGCGACUUUGAGAGACCAGAGCCAGUGAGGUAUGGUCCAGGAGAACGAGCUACACCAGUGAAACACCCUGACAAUCUGAGGCUGGAGGGCGAUUUCGAAAGGCCUGAGCCACAGAGGGUUGGGCCAGGAGAACGAGCAGAUGUGAAGAAGCCCAAAGACAACUUGCGGCCUGAGGGUGAUUUUGACGGCUCACCUCGUUCCAGAGAUGACUUCAAGCCCACAAGAGGAGAGCGUGCUGAUGUGAAGAGGCCAACCGACAAUCUCAGGCCUGAGGGAGACUUUGAAGGAACUCCGAGAUCCAGAGACGAGUUCAAGCCAACAAGAGGCGAGAGAGCUGAUGUGAAGAAACCUAAAGACAAUCUGCGCCCUGAGGGAGAAUUCGAGAAGCGCCAGCCAGCGCCAUAUGGUCCAGGGGAGAGAGCUGAACCGGUCAGGCACCCAGACAACUUGAAGCUCGAGGGAGACUUCGAACGACCAACUCCACAGAAGGUAGGACCUGGUGAGCGAGCUCCAGUCAAGAAGCCUGAAGACAACCUGCGACCUGAGGGUGAAUUCGAAGGCACACCACGCUCAAGGGACGACUUCAGGCCAACGAGAGGAGAUCGUGCAGAUGUGCGAAAGCCAACAGACAACCUGAGACCCGAAGGCGAGUUUGAAGGUACUCCACGAUCUAGGGACGACUUCAAGCCAACCAGGGGAGAAAAGGCAGAUGUCAAGAAGCCAAAGGAUAACCUACGUCCUGAGGGAGACUUUGAAAGGCCAGAGCCUGUUAGGUAUGGACCUGGAGAGAGGAUGGAACCUGUCAGGCAUCCUGACAAUUUGAAGCUUGAAGGCGACUUUGAACGGCCAACACCACAGAAGGUUGGUCCUGGAGAGAGGGCAGAGGUCAGAAAGCCCAAGGACAAUCUGAAGAUGGAGGGAGAUUUCGAGGUACCAGAGAAACCACGAUAUGGGCCAGGUGAGCGAGCUCCCAUUGUCAAGCACGAUGACAAUCUGAGGCCAGAAGGAGAGUUUGGAGGACCAAGGUCGCGUGAUGACUACACACCAACAAGGGGUGAGAGAGCACCAGUGGUGAGGCACGCCGAUAACUUGAAGGUAGAAGGUGAUUUUGUCGACUCUCGCACCAGAGACGACUAUCAAGUGGUGAGAGGAGAGCGUCAUGACAUCGUUAAGAGAACAGACAAUCUGAGGGUUGAAGGCACGAUGGAAACACGCCGAUCCAGAGACGAUUAUCAAGCAGUCAACAUUGAGCGAGUUGAGAUCAAGCGCUAUGAGGAUAAUCUUCGGAUGGAAGGAGAGUUCAUUGACACCAGGAGGGAUGACUAUGUGGUGGUAAGAGGAGAACGUGCAGAAGUACGAAGACCACAAGACAAUCUCCGACCUGAGGGUGAAUUUGAGGGCACACCUAGAAAUAGAGAUGACUACAAGCCAACGAGAGGAGAGCGCGCCGAUGUGAAACGACCGACAGACAACCUACGUCCAGAAGGCGAGUUUGAAGGCACUCCACGAUCCAGGGAGGAGUUCAAACCCAUGAGGGGAGAGAGAGCCGAUGUUAAAAGACCCAAGGACAAUCUUAGGCCUGAGGGCGACUUUGAACGGCCUGAACCGGAACGCUAUGGGCCUGGGGAACGUCCCUCACCUGUCAGGCAUCCCGACAACCUCAAGCUUGAGGGCGACUUUGAGCGCCCAGUGCCACAGAAGGUAGGUCCUGGCGAGAGAGCCGAAGUGAAGAGGCCAAAGGACAAUCUGCGACCAGAAGGGGAGUUUGAACGGCCAGAGCAUAAAAGGUAUGGCCCUGGCGAGAGGCCUGAAAUCGUGAGACAUCCUGAUAAUUUGAAACUGGAAGGCGAGUUUGAUCGUCCUGAACCAAAGAAAGUUGGUCCUGGGGAGAGGGCUGAAGUUAAGAAGCCUAAGGAUAAUCUUAAACCUGAGGGAGAGUUUGAACGCCCUGAACGGGAAAGGUAUGGGCCUGGAGAGAGACCAACACCUGUCAGGCAUCCUGACAACCUCAAGCUUGAGGGAGACUUUGAGCGCCCAGUGCCACAGAAGGUGGGACCUGGUGAGAGGGCCGAAGUGAAGAAACCAAAGGACAAUCUCCGACCAGAAGGCGAGUUUGACACGUCUCCACGGUCAAGGGACGACUUCAAGCCAACAAGAGGUGAAAGGGCCGAUGUCAAAAAGCCCAAGGACAAUUUACGGCCUGAGGGCGACUUUGAGAGACCAGAGCCAGUGAGGUAUGGUCCAGGAGAACGAGCUACACCAGUGAAACACCCUGACAAUCUGAGGCUGGAGGGCGAUUUCGAAAGGCCUGAGCCACAGAGGGUUGGGCCAGGAGAACGAGCAGAUGUGAAGAAGCCCAAAGACAACUUGCGGCCUGAGGGUGAUUUUGACGGCUCACCUCGUUCCAGAGAUGACUUCAAGCCCACAAGAGGAGAGCGUGCUGAUGUGAAGAGGCCAACCGACAAUCUCAGGCCUGAGGGAGACUUUGAAGGAACUCCGAGAUCCAGAGACGAGUUCAAGCCAACAAGAGGCGAGAGAGCUGAUGUGAAGAAACCUAAAGACAAUCUGCGCCCUGAGGGAGAAUUCGAGAAGCGCCAGCCAGCGCCAUAUGGUCCAGGGGAGAGAGCUGAACCGGUCAGGCACCCAGACAACUUGAAGCUCGAGGGAGACUUCGAACGACCAACUCCACAGAAGGUAGGACCUGGUGAGCGAGCUCCAGUCAAGAAGCCUGAAGACAACCUGCGACCUGAGGGUGAAUUCGAAGGCACACCACGCUCAAGGGACGACUUCAGGCCAACGAGAGGAGAUCGUGCAGAUGUGCGAAAGCCAACAGACAACCUGAGACCCGAAGGCGAGUUUGAAGGUACUCCACGAUCUAGGGACGACUUCAAGCCAACCAGGGGAGAAAGGGCAGAUGUCAAGAAGCCAAAGGAUAACCUACGUCCUGAGGGAGACUUUGAAAGGCCAGAGCCUGUUAGGUAUGGACCUGGAGAGAGAAUGGAACCUGUCAGGCAUCCUGACAAUUUGAAGCUUGAAGGCGACUUUGAACGGCCAACACCACAGAAGGUUGGUCCUGGAGAGAGGGCAGAGGUCAGAAAGCCCAAGGACAAUCUGAAGAUGGAGGGUGAUUUCGAGGUACCAGAGAAACCACGAUAUGGGCCAGGUGAGCGAGCUCCCGUUGUCAAACACAGUGACAAUCUGAGGCCAGAAGGAGAGUUUGGAGGACCAAGGUCGCGUGAUGACUACACACCAACAAGGGGUGAGAGAGCACCAGUGGUGAGGCACGCCGAUAACUUGAAGGUAGAAGGUGAUUUUGUCGACUCUCGCACCAGAGACGACUAUCAAGUGGUGAGAGGAGAGCGUCAUGACAUCGUUAAGAGAACAGACAAUCUGAGGGUUGAAGGCACGAUGGAAACACGCCGAUCCAGAGACGAUUAUCAAGCAGUCAACAUUGAGCGAGUUGAGAUCAAGCGCUAUGAGGAUAAUCUUCGGAUGGAAGGAGAGUUCAUUGACACCAGGAGGGAUGACUAUGUGGUGGUAAGAGGAGAACGUGCAGAAGUACGAAGACCACAAGACAAUCUCCGACCUGAGGGUGAAUUUGAGGGCACACCUAAAAAUAGAGUUGAUUACAAACCAACAAGGGGAGAACGUGCUGAUGUAAAACGGCCUACAGACAACCUAAGACCAGAAGGUGAGUUUGAAGGCUCUCCACGGUCGAAGGAGGAGUUCAAACCCGUGAGAGGAGAAAGAGCCGAUGUUAAAAGACCCAAGGACAAUCUUAGGCCCGAAGGCGACUUUGAACGGCCUGAACCAGAACGCUAUGGGCCUGGGGAACGUCCCUCACCUGUCAGGCAUCCCGACAACCUCAAGCUUGAGGGCGACUUUGAGCGCCCAGUGCCACAGAAGGUAGGUCCUGGCGAGAGAGCCGAAGUGAAGAGGCCAAAGGACAAUCUGCGACCAGAAGGGGAGUUUGAGCGGCCAGAGCAUAAAAGGUAUGGCCCUGGCGAGAGGCCAGAAAUCGUGAGACAUCCUGAUAAUUUGAAACUGGAAGGCGAGUUUGAUCGUCCUGAACCGAAGAAAGUAGGUCCAGGAGAGAGGGCUGAAGUUAAGAAGCCUAAGGAUAAUCUUAAACCUGAAGGAGAGUUUGAACGUCCUGAACGGGAAAGAUAUGGGCCUGGAGAGAGACCCUCACCUGUUAGGCAUCCUGACAACCUCAAGCUCGAAGGCGACUUUGAGAGAAGAGUGCCACAGAAGGUGGGACCUGGUGAGAGGGCCGAAGUGAAGAAGCCAAGGGAUAAUUUGCGACCUGAAGGUGAAUUUGAGCGACCUGAGAAAAAGGGAUAUGGUCCUGGUGAGAGGCCAGAAAUCGUGAGGCAUCCUGAUAAUUUGAAACUGGAAGGCGAGUUCGAUCGUCCUGAACCAAAGAAAGUUGGUCCUGGUGAGAGAGCUGAAGUUAAGAAACCAAAGGAUAAUCUUAAACCUGAAGGUGAGUUUGAGCGUCCUGAGCAAGUAAGGUAUGGGCCUGGGGAGAGGCCCUCUCCUGUCAGACAUCCUGAUAAUCUCAAACUCGAGGGUGACUUUGAACGACGUGUGCCACAAAAGGUGGGACCUGGUGAUCGGGCUGAGGUGAAGAAGCCAAAGGACAAUCUCCGACCAGAAGGCGAGUUUGAGCGGCCAGAACAAAAGAAAUAUGGUCCUGGCGAAAGACCUAAAAUUGUGAAACAUCCUGAUAACUUGAAACUUGAAGGAGACUUUGAUCGCCCAGAGCGACAGAAAUUUGGCCCUGGACAGAGAGCAGAUGUGAAGAAGCCAAAGGAUAACCUGAAACCAGAAGGUCCCUUUGAGGGUUCACCUAGAUCCAAAGAUGAAUUCAAACCAACCAAAGGUGAAAGAUAUGACGUUAAGAAACCUGUGGAUAAUCUGAAGCCUGAAGGGGAAUUUGAAAGCCGAAGGAAAUCUAAGGAUGAGUAUACCAUUGUACGUGGCGAAAGGGCCGAUAUUGUGAAACAUACUGACAAUCUCCGAAUGGAGGGGUCGUUCGAAGAACGAAGGAGCAGAGACGAUUAUGCUGUUGUGAAAGGGGAGAGGACGGAAAUUAGAAAGCAUACUGACAAUCUCAAAGUAGAAGGGACGUUUGAAGGUAAACGUACACGUGAUGACUACAAUGUUGUUAAAGGUGAGAGGGCUGAAGUUGUAGUUCAUCGAGACAAUCUCAAGGUCGAAGGAACUUUUGAAGCUUCCCCCACAACGCGUGAUGCUUUUAAGCCUACUACAGGAGACCGUGCAGAAGUUAAAAAGCAUACUGACAAUCUCAAAGUUGAAGGGCGCAUUGACAUCCACCGAUCGCGAGACGAUUACACUGUAGUGAAGGGAGAGCGUGCUGAUAUUAAGAGAUAUGAGGAUAACCUCCGUAUAGAGGGAGACUUUACUGAUAAACGCUCAAGCGAUGAUUUCAAACCAGUUAAAGGAGACAGGGCAGAAGUUAAAAAAUACCAAGAUAACCUUAAGUUGGAAGGUUCUUUUGAAGGAAGUCCAAGAUCGAAAGACGAUUUCAAACCAGGGGCUGGAGAGCGUCCUACCAUCCGAAAACCUCAAGACAAUCUAAAAGUUGGUGGAGAGUUCCAGGGUAGAACAACCCAGAAAUCGCAGUACACAGUCGUAAAAGGUGAGAGAGCCGAAGUCAAGAAACAUGCUGACACGCUUUCUGUGGGAAGUGGCACAAUGGACUUGAAAACGACGAGUAAAGAUACUUUCCAAGGUCAGAGACGAGAAUCGGCGUCAUCUAGAGCUACAAUCAAUAAAAGACGGCAUAUGGAUUCUCAGAUUUCGCUCGGAGAUGAAAAUAUUAUUAUAACUACGACCAACAGAGCUAACUAUAAAACAGAAAAACGUGUAUCGGAUGUCGUUGAUGGUGGAAAGACCAUUCAGGACACUAAAAAGUCUACUACGACAGAAAAGAAGACGUUAGCCGACGGUACAGUUGUUACAAUUACGAGAGAAUGCACCGAAACUAUGAGAGGCCAAGAAGCAAAGACUUCACAGACGAAGGUAACACAGCAGGAGGCGAGCUCUAAGAGUACUCUGCUAACAUCGUCAGUCGAUAAAGUACAGCAACAUUCGGCCCAACACGUGUCGGAUAACAGGAAAAUUUCGACAUCCGAAAGCGCAACUCACAUGUCAAAGCAAAAUGCUUCACAAAUGUCCAGGUCCGAGAGUGCGACGCAUGUGUCAAAGGCAAAUGCUUCGCAGGUGUCAAGAUCUGAGAGUGCGACACACUUGUCGAAGGUAAACGCUUCUCAGGUGUCAAAAUCCGAAAGUGCGACACACAUAGAAAAGACUAGCUCUUCGCGCAUGACCCAGGAAUCAGUAUCGUCCACCAGUGAACGUACACACCAGAGCCAACAGCAUUCGUCUGUGAGUGAGACAACACGCGGAGGUUCAAGGACUCACGCUAGCAGCAGUGAGUUCAUGGAGGCCAUCAGCGGGUCGUCACCCGCCGGGAAGUCACCCGGGGAUGCGACCGUCGCCAAGACUGGCCAUCACCGCAAGAGCAUAAUCUCAUCCACGUCAGCUGACUUGAGCAACGCCGUGCUCCACCGGAAGAGCAUGACAACGUCGACGGAAGCCCUGCAUACUAUCUCCACUGCAGCGUCCGCACAAAGAAAGAGCAUCAGCAACCUGCACGAAACAGGCCAGUUUAUCAGCAACUCGUCACAGAGCCAGGACAGGCGAAGCCUGAGUGCCCUGCACCGGCAGGGCCAGCAGACACGUGACAAUGUCUCUUCGGUAAUCAGUGUCGAUCACCAGCACCAGCAGCACGGAGCUGUGCGACGCUCCUCGACCUACAAUCAACAGCAGCAGCAGCAGCAGCAGCACCAGAACCAGCUGUCCCGCACAGAACGAAUCGUCCGACAAGAUAACCUAUCCGUGGGUGGAGGCAUGUUCCACGGGCAAAGCGAAGCCAGGGCCUAUGGAAACUUCAUCAGCAAUGGCAACAGCUCUACAGUGGUGCGAAGCGAGCGUGUCACCAGGAGGUCCAAUACGUCGCACAUCAGCCUCGGCGACUCUUCAUCCACCAUAAUCGCCUCGUCAUACAAAAACGAAUACGUUCCAAGGAACACAGGUCCUUGCCCCGCGAGUUUGCUCGACACUAAAGACUCGCCGUUCAAGCACAAACGCGACACUCCAAAGCACAAGUUCUAUGCUCCAGUCGGUUCGAAUUAAUCUUUUUUACCCUUAUGUUCCUCCGAUACCGAGAGAUACUUGCGGUUCGGACAGCCUUUCGCACAAGACUGUACAAGCAAUGAUUGCUUUGUAAUUUUUGAAAUCAUAACCCUUAAUAAACCGUAGCAACGUUCUCUUAUUCUCCCUCGCCACAGACACAAACGUAUACAAGGAACACGACGGCAAUAAUCUCCAGUAUAGUGUUUCAACAGUAUGUCUUGGGCCUUUACUGCCACAUCCUCUUGUGCUAAAAUGGGUAUCGCGGUUCCUUAUUCUUCCAUUAUUAAUGCUAAUAACCUUCUGGUGGCUAAACUGUGAUAGUAUGUAACCGUCCCUCGUUACACAUUUGUUGAUUGCCUUGGAAAGACAAAUCUAACAUAGUUAUGUUGUAAGGAUUUUUAACAACAGAUGAAGAUAUAUUUUAUUAAAAAUUUAGUGAUUAGUAGAGCUUACUGGUUGUACUGUUUUUAUAAGAACAUUUUUAUUCCCAUGUUGCUGUGUUUAAAAUGUUUAUUUUAAACUUCAUGAUUAAUACUGAUUUUGCUUUGUGGUUACUUUCAAAUCACGGUUGAGAGUUUGCCUAUUUGCCUUUACUCGUUUGUAAACUUUAAAACAUGACCUUUUUUAAUCUGAUUUACAUGGAUAAUUUAUUUCAAUAAGUUUAUUACAGAAUUUUUCGGCUUUUGUUUAUGACUAAGGUGCAUUAAUCGCUGUAGCAUCAAACAAAAACAAAAUAAAAUUUUGUUGUACAAAUA
Molecule: messenger RNA, 15989 nt
Organism: Schistocerca cancellata (South American locust)
Lineage: Eukaryota; Metazoa; Arthropoda; Insecta; Orthoptera; Acrididae
Gene: Sdb
Product: titin homolog
Exons: 5
Coding region: 64-15234 (5056 amino acids)
Biological process (GO): microtubule anchoring
Cellular component (GO): axonemal microtubule; cytoskeleton; centriole
Molecular function (GO): microtubule binding
Source: RefSeq, a predicted model, not a curated record